Molecule: messenger RNA, 1266 nt
Organism: Lonchura striata (white-rumped munia)
Lineage: Eukaryota; Metazoa; Chordata; Aves; Passeriformes; Estrildidae
Source: RefSeq, a predicted model, not a curated record
AUGAGGAGGAUGAAGCCAGGAGAGGAGGCAGGGCUGUGCAGGACUGCUCACACCCUGGCUGUCCCACAGCAGUGGCAGCUGGAAGCCAGCCCGGUGCGGAAGACCAUCUCCCAGCUCCAGAUGAGCAGGGACAGAGUGCGGCGGUGGCAGGACGAGCCCGAAGAUGAGGUGAGGGGCGCGGCAAGACCUGGGGGGUCAGGGAGGGGGCACAGGGAUGCUGACGCCGUGUCCCCCCCGCUGCAGGAGGGCUUUGUCCCCAAGAAGCUGCAGAAGCUGGGCCAGAAGCUGCAGAAGCUGCCCGCCGGCCACGGGACUGCCAGGAGGGACCUGUUUGCCAAGCGCCCAGGCGGCACACCAGAGCUGUCUCCCCAGGUGCUGCCGUGGCACCGUGAUUCCACCGUGCCCCAGGGAAUGGAGAAGCCGGUGACCACGCCAGUGAUAAAGAAGGAGGAGGCAAUGCUGCAUCCGGGGAAGCCGGACCAGCGCCGGCAGCUCUUCCGUGCGCCCUCGGUGCCCGGCAGUGUCCCCGGGCCAGUCCCGAAGCGGAGAUGGCCCUCGGACAGGGACAGCCCUUCCGAGGCCAAGCGGCAGAGGAGUGUGGCCGGCAGCCCUCAGCAGGAGGCAUCCCUGGAGCCGGGAGUGUGGCUGGAGCCUUGUGGGUCUGCCCAGCUCCAGGAGAUCGAGAACCUGAUGGCCAACGAUGACCAGGAGCUCAUUGGGGACUUCUCCAAGCCUUACCUCCUGCCGACGGUGGAGGGGAAGGAUCCGAGCCUGAAGUACAUCUCUCCUGACACGCUGGAGAAGGUGCUGACGGGGCGCUACAGCAGCUUCGUCGAGCGCAGCGUGGUCGUGGACUGCCGCUACCCUUACGAGUACCAGGGGGGCCACAUCAAGGGCGCUGUCAACCUGCCGCUGCAGCGGGACGUGGAGAAAUCCCUGCUGGAGCAGCCCAUCGUGGCCCAGGACGCCGGCAAGAGGGUGAUCGUCAUCUUCCACUGCGAGUUCUCUGUUGAGCGGGGGCCCAAAAUGUGCAAAUUCCUGCGGGAGAGGGAUCGCUCCUGCCACAGGUACCCGCAGCUGCACUACCCCGAGCUCUACGUCUUGAACGGCGGGUACCGCGAGUUCUUCUUCCAGUUCCCGGACCACUGCGAGCCCCGGGACUAUCGGCCCAUGCAGGACCCGGCUUUCAGGGAGGAGCUGCACAGGUUCCGCAGGCAGAGACAGCGCGGCCGCCGGGCGCUUUUCAAGCGCGGGCGGGACCCGUGA